CAAAAAGCCACAACAACAACAUCAUCGAGUGCUUGUGUUCUUCAUCAUCAGAGAUUGCAAUUUAAUCAGUUGAGAUUUAUUCCGGAUUUAAAAAUGGUGGAAAAGCAAAGUUUUGAUUUACCUGUUUUUUGUGCCAUCACUGGUAAAUUGUUAUCGAAUAGUGCCAAUCAAUUGGAGAACAAAUCAUCAAACCAAUACGGAACUUUUGUUUUGAAAAAUCAGAUCAAGAAUUGUUAUUACUUUUACGAUCCGUCCAUAUCAAUUGAAUCAGUGAAUGAUCUUUUUAAUAGAUUUGAGAAAAAGACGUUAAAUAAUUUGCCAAACGAUGUAGAUGAUAUGCAAGAUACAAAGGGAAGAGUUUUUAUUAAAGCUUCCCAUUUGAAACAUGCUGUUCAAGUUUUAGAUGAAGUGUUCAAUCAAUGUAGUGAAUUGUACAAUAAUAUUAGCCAUAGAAAGGAUGCUAUGCAUACUUGUUUGAACAAUUUAUUGGAUCAAAAGUUGGGAGAUUUGUCAGACAGUUCAAAGAAGGAGUUGGAAGAAAUUGGUGAAGAAUUUAGAGAAUUCCAAAAGAAAUUCAGUUCAGCCGACGAUAUUAUUCAAUUGAUGAGAUCAACCAAAGACAAUGCUCUCUUAAAAGUUACCAAUGAAGAUGAACAAAAGAUAAAGGAAAAGUAUGAAGUUGUAAUUGAAUGUUUGAAAAUUGAAAAGUACAUCUUGAAGGCAGUCAAAUCAUCUGAAGAAAAAGUACAAACAAUUCAAAAGUCAGAAGAAUCAGAAAAAUUACUCCACCUCUAUGAGAGUAUUGUAGAAGUUUGGGAAAAGAUUGAAACUUGGACACCACUUAAGGAACAAAUCGUAGAAACCAUUGGUAAGACAUCAUCAGUGAGUGGAGAGUUGCCAUUAUCAAAUUUUGAAAUUACUCUUGACACUUUGAUUGAAAAGGCCCACAUCAAGUACAACCUUCUCCAAAAUUCAAUGAAUGAGUUGAUGGGAUACUGUAUUGAUUGUAAUAUUCCACUUUCAUCACUCAUGAAAGAACUCAAUACUCUCAAUCUUACCAUUGAGACAUGCUUACACUCUGUAAAUACCUACAAGGAAGGAGUUAAUUUGCUAAGAAGACUCAGAUUCCUUUCUACAUUACCUAACCUCUAUCAAAUCUCAAUGCAUGAAGUUGUUAGAAGAAAGCAACAAUUCAAAGCACAAAAGCUUGAAAAUGACACUAUGAAUACUGUUGAACAAAUUAUUUGGAUUAACUGCCAACUCGAAAAUGAGAAGAGAGAAGAAUUUGAAGAACAAGUUCGUAGAUUGGCUCCUGAUCCAAAAUACAUCAAGGAACUUAACAAGUUGGUACCUGGAUUGAUUGGUGAGAGAGUGAGUAGUAAGGUUCUCGUCUCGAGAGUUCAACAAUUCAUGACUAGUAUGCUCAGAUCCGUUGACUCAGGGUUGCCAGACAUUACUAAAUUGGAGGAUAUUGAAUUCUUUGUUUCUUCUCCAAAUACUGAAAAGAAUAAUGCUCUUGGUGAUACUGUCAUUAUUGAUAAUGAUUUUACACAAAGUAUGCUUGCAUCAACCAUGACUAGAAGUACCCUCAUCACUCAUGUAGUUAAUAAGCUCCCAGAGGUAAAUAGACACAUUGAUGAACAACUCGAGCACAUCAAACAAUUGGAAACUCCUCCAAAGGAAGAAGUUGUAGUUGAAGAAACUCCAAUUCAAAAGAAGCACCAAGAAAUUUCUGAAUUCUACUCUGGUCUUAUGGCAGCUGCUGCCAACAUUCCAACCUGUAUCAAGACUAAGGGUAGAGAAGUAGAAUUGGAAGCUGAAAUUCUCAAACUCAGAAAUGAGCUUGACUCUCAUAGAAAUUUAUUCGAAAGUCUCAAAUAUCAACUCAAAGAGGAACAAAGAAGUUAUCAAGAACAAUUGAACAGCAAGACUAUUGCCUACAACAAGAUUGAAAAGGAUUAUGAGUUGUUAAAGAGUAAAUAUCAAGAAAUGGAUAAGCAAAUGAGCACCCUCAGUAUCAAAUUAAUUGACCAAGACCAGAAAAUGAGAGAAAUUAGAGAAAAGGCAAACUCUGCCGAAACUUUGUCUCUUGAAUUGGAUCAAGCCAGAAAGGAACUUCAAUCCAUGAAAGACUUACGUAUCAAACAAGGCAAUGAUGAGGUAAGACACCUUGCUACUCUGAAUGAUCAGUUACAACAAGCUGUCAAGCAAUUGCAAACCAAGCUCACCAGUACUGAGGAACAAGCAGCCCAAUCUAAAAAGAUGUUUAACAAGAAGAUUGAAGAGCUACAGGCCAGUAUUGACAAUUCGAGUGAGACCUCAGUCAUUCAACUCAAGGUUAUUGCAACUUUGAAGGACAGUUUGGAAUCUGAAAAGAAGAAACUUAAGAAGGCUGAACAAGACAAGGCAACCCUAAAGACUGAAUUGGAGAAGCUCAAGGAACAAAUAAUGAAAGAACAAAGCUCCAAGACAAGCAGCAGUGGAUCUUCUUCGAACAAGCAAGAAAUAUCUAUUGGAGAUUCGGCCCAAUUCUCACCAGUCAAGAUUGGUGGAAAGAUCUAUUGGCAAGCAGCCACUAGAACCAACAAGUACUUCCUCUCUCCAGAAACCAUUGAAGCACUUCAAUCAUACUAUCAAGACAAUUUCCAAAACCAACAUACCCUUGUUGUGAAUGUUAUCGAGCUUAAUGCAGUGAACUCUAUGAAUGAGCAAGAAAAUCCAUACCAAUUCAAUUUCCCUCACUCACUAGUUACUGGGUAUAUUUUGUAGAGUGUAUAAAACUAACAACUACGUAUUAAUAGUAAACUGAAAUAUCUACUCUUGUGGAUUUGUUU
Molecule: messenger RNA, 2834 nt
Organism: Naegleria gruberi
Lineage: Eukaryota; Heterolobosea; Eutetramitea; Acrasida; Naegleriidae
Exons: 1
Coding region: 94-2769 (891 amino acids)
Source: RefSeq, a predicted model, not a curated record